Messenger RNA from Juglans regia (Persian walnut), 1451 nucleotides. Its product is annotated as protein IQ-DOMAIN 1-like. The record is from RefSeq and is a predicted model, not a curated record. Bases 210 to 1091 code for a protein of 293 amino acids. Gene Ontology annotation, molecular function: protein binding. NCBI's taxonomy places the organism in Eukaryota, Viridiplantae, Streptophyta, Magnoliopsida, Fagales, Juglandaceae. The transcript has 6 exons.
CUGGUGUUGGGCCAUGGCAAUCCUUAUUGCUCACCCACCUUUUAUUCUUUUCUCAAGCCUUUCUUCUCCGUUACUUCUACUAAUACUAUUGUCAUCGGCUUUUUGCUCCGAGAUCUUGAGUGCCCAUUUUCUAAAACUGUCUGUUGGACCCAUUGGAGGAGCCGUUCUCUGGGGCAUGUUAAAUCGGACACAGAUUCUUAAUCGCAGAGAUGGGUUCUGGAGAUUGGUUUAAGACUAUAGUCCGCCUAAAGAAACCGAAAGAUGGCAGGUCAAAAAAAGCGAAGGGCUCCUCAGUUUCUGCAAAAUCAAAGAAUCAUCUGCGGAAACAGUCUCUUGGCAAGCCAACUGAGGAUAUUGCUGCAACACGUAUUCAGACUGCAUUCAGGGCUUACAUGGCUAGGAGAACUUUACGUCGUCUGAAAGGGGCAGUAAGACUACAGGUCCUGACCCAAGCAUAUUCUGUUAAGAGGCAAGCUACAACAACGUUAAGCCAUCUUCACACUUGGAGCAACAUACAGUCCCAUAUAAGAGCUCGUAGACUCUGCAUGGUGACAGAAGGCCGACUUAGACAAAAGAAACUAGAGAAUCAGAUAAAACUUGAGGCUAAGCUUCAUGACCUGGAGGUAGAAUGGUGCGGUGGCCCUGAAACGAUGGAGAUAGUUCUUGCAAGGAUACAUCAGAAAGAAGACGCAGCAGUUAAGCGGGAGCGUGCUAUGGCAUAUGCCUUUUCUCAUCAGUGGAGGGCUAACUCCAGUCAGAAUCAUGGGCUGGGUAAUUAUGAACUUGGUAGAACUAAUUGGGGUUGGAGCUGGUUGGAACGGUGGAUUGCUGCUCGCCCAUGGGAAAGCCGUGUCCCUUCCAAGUCUAUUACCCCAAAGAAAGCCCAGAGUAGGCAGCCUAGCAAGGUUGGUAAAAAUGUAAAUUCUCCGACACCGAAAAAAGAUGUUUCAGUCAAACCUCCUGUAACCAAUGGGAAGGGAACCACAAAGGCCCGUAGAUUGUCUUACCCUGUUGUUGAAAAAUCAGCUGCGCAUGAAGGGAGCAUUAAAACUGAAGAGGCAAACAAUAAGAAAGAACAGUUGGUUUCUUAGUACCAAACCAAUAAUAUGGAAUAGAAAUUGUUCUAUUGGAUUUUCUGAGUAGUUGAAAUGCUGAAAUGUGAGGGAAAGCAAAUUUGUUAUUUAUGUUUCUCGUGUCUGAUUUUGUGCCUAGGGGAGUGGCUUGGAAGAAAAUCUUGUUUUGUCUGCGGUAAUAGAAUAAUUGGAAUGACCUGGAUAUGGAACUGACCUAGUCAUUGUUUCCUCGUCCUUAUAUUUGUUUUUCCUUUGCCCAUGAUGUAUAUAAUGAAAGGAAGACAAUAUAUAUAUUAUUUCAUUUAGAAUGUAGAUAUUUGUUGGCGAUGUUUCAAAGAAUGUUUGCCAAGGCUGUUAUUGCGCCUAAUGUUUGCUAUC